CAGUGGGAGGUGGCCCUGCCCAUGGAAUUGGCUGAUUUUUACUGCCUCUUUCAACCCAAACCAUUCCAUGAUUUUGCUGUCAGGCAGAGAUCAGGGAAUGCCACAAGAACAGAGACCAGCCCUGGCACUGAUGUCACCCCAAGCUCUCCAGACUCGUUAGAGACAAAUCUGAGCUAAUGGGAACGUGGAGCAGCUUUCACUUUGCUCCCUCUGCAUCCUUCUGCUCUCCUGAUGGCAUUGAUUAGUUGAUCCAGAUGGUUCUCCUCCCUUUUCCUGCUCGGGCCAGCUCCUGCAAACACUUCCACUUUCUCCUCCGAGCAGGAGUUCAGCACGUGCACGGGGCUUGGCAGAGCUGGAGCCUAAAUUUGUUCCUGUUUCUGAAUUCCAAGCUGGAUUGUGACGCAAGGGUUAUUUUAUAUAUGAAAAUAUCGGAUUUCUGCCCACACACAUCAUGCGUGAUGGAUAACAGAGCUGGCAAGGCAGCCACUGGGAAAGGCCACUCACUCUGGGAUUUACACAGAAGGAAGAGUCUUUCCUUGUUUUUCAGCUUGGAUUCUUACAUGACCAAACUGUGAAGGUGUUGCUGCACAGAAGCUCCAGGAUGUUCGCCUGAUUCCACAUUUCACCCACGACCUGAAAUCAUGACCUGAAACUCCACAGAUCCUAAUGAAAAUUAUUCCCCUUUGAGUUCCUUCAUGGAAAUGCAACCUCAAGAAAUACCGGCCAGUCAGGAAAGUGAUUUUAAUCCAAUAUUUGUUAUCCUCUUCCACAGGUUUUAAAUCACUCUUUUUACUCCCUACUUUGAGCAAAUAAAUACACCCUUAUUGUUUUCCUAGUCCUGCUAUGACCUUCUGGGAAUGUUUUCAUCAUGUAAAGCAACCUGCAGUUCCCUACUUUAUAAAUCUCCUUCAUUCCAAGUGUUAACACUACCUAAUUCUCUGCUUUAGAGAGGAAAUCAUGUUUGUUUUUUUGAAGAGCCUGCUGGGAAGAGGAAUAUUUGCAUUUCAAAUAUUUUUUUUUCCAUUUCAUAAAUUGUCUUGAGUUCUCUUCCCAGCGGGCAGCACAAGGCUGUUUAUACAAGGGAAGAGGGAAGCUUGCUUUCCCAUUACUUCCACAAAAAUACGAUUAACAGCGAUAACUAUGCUAAUUAUUGCUCUUGGAAUGCACCUCACUGGCUGGAGAGGCAAUGCUUUGGGGUAAUAAUUAACUCCUUUUUCCCUCAAUUACCUUUUAUUAGGAGAGCAGGAGGUGUCAGAGUAAAACAGCCGCGUAUCUUCCAAGAAAAGCUGGCGUUUUCCAAGGGAACCCAAGCGGAGGUGCCUCAUUAAGAGAACGGGGCAGGACAAACAUUCUCAUGGCGAGCUGGGCCUUGGAGCUGCUGGGCUUCUCCCUGAGCCUGCUGGGCCUAAUUGGGACGUUAAUUACCACCGUCCUGCCGCACUGGCGGCGCUCGGCACACGUGGGUACCAACAUCAUCACGGCCGUGGCCUACGUCAAGGGGCUGUGGAUGGAGUGCGUGUGGCACAGCACCGGCGUCUACCAGUGCCAAGUGCACCGCUCCCAGCUGGCGCUGCCCGCCGACCUCCGCGCCGCCCGGGCCAUGAUGGUCAUCUCCUGCCUGCUGGCCGUGCUGGCGGCCGGCGUCGCCGUGGUUGGCAUGAGGUGCACGCACUGCGCCGAGGAGAGCCCCGCCAAGGCCUCCAUCGCCGGCUCCGGCGGGAUCGGCUUCAUGGUGGCCGGGCUGCUCUGCCUCGUGCCGGUGUCGUGGAGCACCAACGACAUCGUUACGGAUUUCUACAACCCCACGCUUCCCGCUGGGAUGAAGUAUGAGAUAGGGCAGGCUCUUUAUCUGGGAUUUGUCUCCUCGGCCUUGACCAUCUUGGGUGGUGCCCUGCUGUGCACGUCGUGCCUCGGGAACCAGACGCCUUUCCAGCCGCAUUCCGGGCCUGGAGAGCCUCCCUCCUCCAGGAGCGCCUCCAAGGGCAACCACGCUCCUUCCCUGACAUCUGCAUCCCACAGCGGCUACAGGCUGAGUGACUACGUGUGAGUUCCGCGGGAUCUUGGCCUCGGGAAUCCCGUGCGUGGCACGAGGGAACUCGGAACCGGCGUUGAAGUUUGGCGUUGUUUAUUCCUUCCUUUUCUUCCCUGAGGAGGAAAGGAUGUGGGCACAGAACUGCUGCCUGCA
Molecule: messenger RNA, 2185 nt
Organism: Cyanistes caeruleus (blue tit)
Lineage: Eukaryota; Metazoa; Chordata; Aves; Passeriformes; Paridae
Source: RefSeq, a predicted model, not a curated record